This is a messenger RNA of Argiope bruennichi, 4096 nucleotides long. Its product is annotated as heat shock protein 105 kDa-like. The record is from RefSeq and is a predicted model, not a curated record. Gene Ontology annotation, cellular component: cytosol; nucleus. The transcript has 17 exons. Gene Ontology annotation, biological process: protein folding. Lineage: Eukaryota; Metazoa; Arthropoda; Arachnida; Araneae; Araneidae. Bases 208 to 2718 code for a protein of 836 amino acids. Gene Ontology annotation, molecular function: ATP binding; ATP-dependent protein folding chaperone.
GUAAAACCGGCUAAGGAAAGCGGUAAUGUGCUCUCUUUCAUAUCCGUAGUGUGCGAAUCACUGCGAAUGUUCCUGAACUUUCUUUUUAUGGUCAAAGUUGUAGGUGUGACAUCACUUCUUUCAGUGUCUUUGCUUUCCUUUGAAUUUUGUGAACUGUGAUAGUUCGAUAGUGUUUAUAGUUUCAGUCCUGAAUCGAGAUUCUCCAAGAUGUCUGUAAUUGGUAUUGAUAUUGGAAAUGAAAACUGUUACAUUGCUGUUGCUAGAGCUGGAGGUAUUGAGACCAUCGCUAAUGAAUACAGUCAGCGAUCGACCCCGACAUAUGUUGCAUUUGGUGAAAAAACCAGAGAUCUAGGAGUGACAGCAAAAAAUAAGCAGAUUACAAAUUUAAAGAAUACAAUCUUUAGUUUCAAACGGUUAAUUGGACGCAAGUAUAAAGAUCCAGUUAUACAACAAGAGUUGCAAUAUGUACCAUUUCAGACAUGUGAAUUGCCUAAUGGCGAGGUUGGAUUACAGGUUAAUUAUUUACAAGAACAGCAUGUAUUCACUGUACCUCAAGUAAUGGCCAUGAUGUUUACAAAACUAAAAGAAAUAUCUGAGAGCAAUUUAAAAAUCAAAGUUCAAGAUUGUGUUGUAUCUGUUCCCGUAUAUUAUACUGAUGUUGAGAGACGAGCAAUUUUGGAUUCUGCUGAAAUAGCUGGUUUGAAUGUUCUUAGGCUUAUGAACGAACCAACUGCCGUGGCUUUGGCAUAUGGCUUCUAUAAACAGGACCUGCCUGAGGACAAACCUAAGAAUGUAGUAUUUGUUGAUUUAGGGAAUUCCUCAAUACAAGCAACAGCAUGUGCCUUCACCAAAGGAAAAUUAAAGAUUUUAGGCAGUGCAUGGAAUCGUAAUCUAGGUGGGAGAGAUUUCGAUAAUACUCUAGUAAGGCAUUUUGUUGAAGAUUUUAACCAAAGAUAUAAGCUUGAUAUUCUAAGUAAUAGAAGAGCUGUAAUUCGGUUGUUACAAGAAUGUGAAAAAUUGAAGAAACAAAUGAGUGCAAAUUCUUUGGAACUUCCUAUAAAUAUUGAAUGUUUUAUGGAAGACAAAGAUGUUAGUGGAAGAAUGAAAAGGGAAACUUUUGAAAAAUUAUCUGCUAAUCUGUUGCAACUAAUAGAGUAUACUCUAGUUAAGCUGCUUCGUGAUACAGGCCUUAAAACCGAAGAUAUUGAUUCUGUUCAAGUUGUUGGUGGGUCUUCUAGAAUACCUGCAUUUAAAUCCUUAAUACAGAAAGUAUUUGGUAAAGAACCUAGUACUACGUUAAAUCAAGAUGAAGCUGUUGCGAGAGGAUGUGCAUUGCAAUGUGCUAUGCUUUCCCCUACAUUUAAAGUAAGAGACUUCUCAAUCACUGACAUCCAGCCAUAUCCAAUCAAAAUUGUUUAUAAAGCAGUAAAAACUGAAGAAGAAAGUGAAACAGAAAUUUUCCCAGCAUUCCAUGCAGUUCCUUACACUAGACUACUCACAUUCUUUAGAACUGAACCUUUCACUUUAGAUGUUUUGUACUCAGACAAAACAGGAUCUGUUGGUGUCCCCAAAAUAGGCACUUUCACUGUGAUGAAUGUCACUCCAACUCCUGAAGGAGAAAGUUCUAAAGUCAAAGUUAAAGCACGCAUCAACAUACAUGGCAUUUUCUCGAUUUCAUCAGCCACCAUGGUUGAAAAAGUAACUGCUGCCCCUAAUGAACAAGAAAAUGCACAGACUUCAGAAAUCUCAAAUAGCGUUCCUGAAAACAAAAAAUCGGAAGACGCAAUGGAGUCUGAUAAUGCUGGUCCACCUAAUGGGGAUAUUAGUUCAGAAGAAAUGAAUGAUGGGAAAUCAUCUGAGAAGCAGGACAAUGAUAAAAAGGAACCUGAGCAAAAGAAGUCUAAAAAUCAGGUGAAAUAUAUAGAUCUCCCCAUUAAAUCUGAAGUUCCAAGCUUAACAAAAGACACCUUAAAUCUCUUAAUUGAGAAGGAGAGUAAAAUGAUCCAGCAGGACAAGAUGGAAAAAGAAAAGGCAGACGCCAAGAAUGCAGUUGAAGAGUAUGUGUAUGAAUUCAGAGGAAAACUUGGAGAAGAGUUGGAAAAAUUUGUUACUGAUCAGGAGAGGGAUGACAUCAGGCAGUAUCUGGAUGAAACAGAAAAUUGGUUGUAUGAUGAAGGUGAAGAUCAACAGAAAAGUGUAUAUGUAGAAAGGCUAAAUAAAUUAAAAAAACAUGGUGAUCCUGUUAUGUUCAGGUACUCGGAGUGGGAACAGAGGCCAGGAGCAAUGAAUGCACUAGGUUCUUCUUUGCAAAUGGUUCAUAAGGCAUUACAGUCAUAUGAAACGAAAGAAGAAACAUAUGCUCAUAUUGAAAAAGAAGAUAUGAUGAAGGUUAAGAGUAUAUGGGAACAGAAGGAACAGUGGUAUGGGCAAUAUCUACAUUCUUUGGCUAACUUGCAACCUUAUCAAAAUCCUCCUGUUACUGUAUCACAAAUAAUGAAAGAAAGAGAGGAUUUGGAAAGGCAAGUUUACCCAAUUUUAAAUAAACCAAAGCCUAAAGUAGAACCACCUCCUGAAGAUAAAAAUGUAAAUGGGCAACCACAGACUGAUAGUGAAAUGCAAGACACUAACAAUACAUCAGAGAAGGCUGAUAAACCAGCACAACAAUCAGGUGAAAAGGGUAGCAAUGCAGGACAUUCUGAAAAUAUGGAGACAAAUUAAACUUUUUACUACUAACUUUGGAUCUGUGAUUAUAAUGCUUAAGAAUCCACUUUCAUUAGAUCUAAAGGGUGCAGAAUGCAGGUUGUAACUGAUAUCUAAAUAGAUGGGAAGCAUAUUUUUAAUUGUAAAGCAAAAUUUAGGAAGCUUUAGUUUUGAGAUUAAAAUUAUAUUUAAGAAUUCUAAAUAGGAAGUUUUGCAUUACUUGCAUUCUAAAAAUUAUUUGCCCAAACCGCUAUUUAUACAUUGACUUAUACAUAAAUUGAACUUGACUUGUGUGAAUUAAAUUUGCACACUGAUUGUUCCAAGAAUACUUUUUUGUACUUAAAUUUUUUCAAUUGUUAUGUUUACAGUUUGCAUUUAUAGCUGCUGUGGGCUUCAUCCAUGUGAUGAGAAGUAUUUAUAUUCACUUUUAACGCUAAAAAAUAUUCCAAACCAAAUAAUAUGUGAACGUCCUGUUUUGUUCAAAAAAAUUUUCAAAGCUUUAUCACAAGCGAAAUUCUUGGGAGAUUUGUGGUGAAAGCUGUCGCCUUAUUUAUUUAUUGUAAAUAAAUAUUUUUUGAUAAAUUUUUAGACGGUUAAUAUUUAUUGAUGUCUUCGUUUGUAACAGUGCUUUUCCUUGGCAAUAAAAAAGUGUCUAAUUUUUACUUGAAUGUAAAUUAAUAAUAAAUUAGCAAUAAUUAUUUUUGUUGUGAACGCCUUAAUUUUCACUUGAAUGUAAAUUAAUAAUUAGCAAUAAUCAUUUUGUUGUGAAUGUCGAAUUUUCACUUGAAUGUAAAUUAAUAAUGAAUUAGCAAUAAUCAUUUUUAUUGUGAAUGUCGAAUUUUCACUUGAAUGUAAAUUAAUAAUGAAUUAGCGAUAAUCAUUUUUAUUGUGAAUGUCGAAUUUUCACUUGAAUGUAAAUUAAAAAUGAAUUAGCAAUAAUCGUUUUUAUUGUGAAUGUCGAAUUUUCACUUGAAUGUAAAUUAAUAAUGAAUUAGCAAUUAUCAUUUUUGUUGUGUAUAGUGAUGCUAAAAUAAAAAAAAAUGUCAUUUUUUUUCGGAUUGAAACUGAGAUAUUGUUAUUGUUGAUUAUGUUGAUAUUUCAUAAAAAAAAUGGGAUAAGCUGUUUCUAGUGUAUUAAAGUUUUUGUUUUUAAAAAUUUGGAAAUCUUAUUGUUCAGCCUUUUCAAUCUGAUUAUAGCAACUAUUUUUUGUACAUAGUAACUAUUGGCUAGAAUGAAUUGUUUGUAGAAAGAAAAAUUUCUGAUCUGUUAUUAAUUUUGAUCUUGGUUACACUCUGUAUUAAUAUACAUCUGUGAUUCAUACUAUAUGAAUGGUUGGUACUUUAUAGUUCCAACGGAAUGUAUAUUUUUGCUUCAUAAAUUUCAGUUUGAUGCAUUC